Meleagris gallopavo (turkey) is the source of this 810-nucleotide messenger RNA. NCBI's taxonomy places the organism in Eukaryota, Metazoa, Chordata, Aves, Galliformes, Phasianidae. The record is from RefSeq and is a predicted model, not a curated record.
CAAUUUUAUUUUUUUCUUCAGGAAUCUACAGGUGGACAGGAGCGUUGUCAUGACAGUUGGUUUCCAGGUAGUAACUUGGUUUCUAACAUGCGGCAUUUCAUUAACUAUGUCCGAGUAAGAGUACCAGAAACUGCUCCAGAAGUGAAGAAAGAACCACCUGCAAGUACCAGUUCAGAUGGUUUAGCUUCAUCACAAAGUUCAAGGCGGAAGAGCCUUCAGAGAGAGAACUCGGGGACAGCUCAAGUGUUCAGUUUGGUUGCAGAACGUAGAAAAAAAUUUCAGGAGAUCAUCAAUCGGAACACCAGUGAAGCAAAUCAGGUGGUUCGGCCCAAAGCAUCAAUGAAAUGGUCGGCACCUGGUGCAACUCCACAGCUAACCACAGCCAUUCUAGAAGUUAAAGAAAGUAUGCUAUCCUUGCUGAUUAAAUUACACCACAAACUCUCAGGAAAACAAAACUCUUAUUAUCCUCCAUGGUUGGAUGAUGUGGAUGUUUUAAUCCACCCAGAAAUUCCAAGAUACUCUCAUGGUGAUGGAAUGACAGCAGUAGAAAGAAUUUUAUUGAAAGCUGCUGUACAGAGCAGGCUGAAUAAACGUAUAAUAGAAGAGAUAUGCAGAAAGGUGACGCCUCCUGUACCACCCAAAAAAAUUAAUUCUGCAGAGAAGAAAACGUUGGAUAAAGAAGAAAGACGACAGAAGGCUAGGGAAAGGCAGCAGAAAUUGUUGGCUGAAUUUGCCUCAAGGCAGAAAAGCUUCAUGGAAACUGCCAUGGAUGUUGGUAAGUUUUUCUGUGAUUAACUGCACUUAAUUUUU